Molecule: messenger RNA, 1033 nt
Organism: Serinus canaria (Common canary)
Lineage: Eukaryota; Metazoa; Chordata; Aves; Passeriformes; Fringillidae
Gene: ZFAND2A
Product: zinc finger AN1-type containing 2A
Exons: 5
Coding region: 118-738 (206 amino acids)
Biological process (GO): protein targeting to ER; proteasome-mediated ubiquitin-dependent protein catabolic process
Cellular component (GO): endoplasmic reticulum; cytoplasm
Molecular function (GO): zinc ion binding
Source: RefSeq, a predicted model, not a curated record
CAGCACGUGGCUGCGCUGACUCAGCGCCCCGAGCCGAUAAAGCCGCGGCGGCCGCGCCCGUCCCGGAGCCGGGCUCUUUGUCACCGUCCCCGCGGCGAGCCAGGGUUCCCGUGUGCCAUGGAGCUGCCGUGGCUGGGCGAGCACUGCUCCGAGCGCUCCUGCAAACAGCUGGAUUUCCUUCCUCUGAAAUGUGACGCAUGUGGGGAAGUGUUCUGUAAAGAUCACAUCCGAUACGAUGACCACAAGUGCAGCUCUGCCUACAAGAAAAAUGUGCAGGUGCCAGUGUGUCCCCUCUGUAACACACCUAUCCCAGUGCAGAAGGGAGAAAUCCCAGAUAUUGUGGUUGGAGCCCACAUAGAUAAGGACUGCAAAUACAACCCAGCACAGCAAAAGCAGAAGAUCUUCACAAACAAAUGCACAAAGCCAGGCUGCAAAAGGAAAGAGAUGAUGAAGGUGGUUUGUGAGCAGUGUGGUGGCAGCUUCUGCAUCAAACACCGGCAUCCUCUGGAUCAUGACUGCAGAGGGAGCAGCCAGCCCAUCUCCAAGGCAGGAUAUGCAGCUCUGAUGAGAGCAUCUCAUCCCACCUUUAAGUCCCCAGGAGCAAUUGGAGUGCCAUCUAAUGGGAAUCGUCAGCACAACAGGUAUCAGGAGAAAAACUACAACCAGUCUGGUGUCCACACGGUGUGGCAGUGCCACUUCACACCUCUGACUGCUCUAGAGCUGGUGGCUGACCCAUAAAUGGUGUUGGGAGGGCAGUGGGGGCUCUGACAGCACAGGUAAAUCCCUGCUCCUCUAUAAUAGAGUGACUGAAGUGGCCUCAUAGACACAAGCAUGGGGACAUCAAAUUGUAUCUGCAGGCUGGUCUCCCACCUGCUCAGUGAGAGGUUUGGCCAAGUUCGGGGAAGAUGGUGUGUCAUCAGAGUGAGGAAAGCACAGCAAGCACCUGACUUAAAAUAAAUGGCCCAAGCCCUUCCCUGGCAUGUUGUAGCUCAUGUGACUGAAAGUUCCAGUUGUGCAACCCUUACAGUGCAUU